CGCCCGUUCUCCUUCCCCCCCCCCCCCGAAACAUCGAGCUCUUACAGGUUAUUUUCCUAUAAAUCGAGCUUCAUUUUCUUUCAGGAGUUGCAUCUUUACCGAAGAUUUCUGUUUAGGUACUUGAGAAUCUUGGAAUGGGAGGGAUUCGAGGUAACUACUGUCGGUAAUCGAAGCAGAGCAAUAAUGUUUCCUGGUGGAUCCAAGCUUUAAGCGCUAGAUCGUGAGAUUUGCUGCGACAGGAACGUAGAUUCGAAAGGCUCAGGAUGUUUGAUGGGAGCGUGGCAUUGUCAUACAGCGCUGUGAACUUUCCUAUCCACGUCGUGGAGGAGCCGAACAAGCACCGGAUCCAUUUUAGAUCUCGGCCAUCUUCUACCUCUUCUCUUGCUCCGAAACCAGCUUCUACAUCGUCCACCUCUGGGAAGCCUGAGCCGGUUUCGUCUCCUUCGGGGAAUGGGUACAACGGUCCUUUCUUGGACUUGUCUAACACUGUGGGUGUCCUGGGUGGGGUUUCAGCUGCUUCCACCCUCAGGUUCUUGGAGAAGCUCGUCCAAUGGAGCUCCUCGGAUGGGCAGGAGACUCCCCCUUUUGUCGUUUGCAAUAACCCUGUGCUGAACCGAGAGCUCGCUCUGCAUCAGAGCGGUUGGGACUGCUGCACGCAAUCUGCUGGUUCUAUUGUCGUGGAGAAUCUCCGUCGGGAGAGGGUCUUCCUGGAGAGGGCUGGAGCUCGUUGCAUCGCUAUGCCGUGCCACGUCGCGCACGCUUGGCGCGAUGAGAUCGCCGAGGGGUGCUCUGUGCCACUCCUCGACGCCGGUGACUGUGUCGCCAAGGAACUGAAAGCAGCAAACCUGAAGCCGGUUGAAAUGGGAAGCAACGCUCGCAUAGGAAUUCUUGCCAUGGACGCAUUAAUCGUGGCUCGGCUGUAUCAGCAAAAACUCGAAAACCAGGGUUUCGAGGUGCUGCUACCCGACAAAGCAACCAUGGAGCACAUUGUCAUCCCUGCAAGGGAGGCAUUCGACAGGGAAGACAUGGAAGGUGCAAGAAAUCUGUUGAGGAUAUCGAUUCAAGUUCUUCUGGUGAGGGCUGUCAGUAGCAUUAUUCUUGUCUCUGAUUACAUGCAUGGACUCUUACCCGCGGACGACCCACUGCUGGGGAAAUGUGUUGACCCCAUGGAUGCUUUGGUCAGAGCCACUGUCCUCUGGGCUACAUCAACCGAAGAAGACAAACAGUAAGUGCAGAUGAUACAAGUGUCUUCGGAAGUGCAUUGUGCAUAUAGAAUGCCAGUUUAUGAUAUGGCCUGUUAGCACACUAAACAUAAGAUAUUGCUUCAGAUUGUAACUGCAAAAUAUGCUAUUAAAUUAUGCACUUGUAAACAUAAAUGUGAUUUUUGUUUGUCAAACUACAACAAUGCAGUCAGAAAGAGAUGAACAGAUGCACUGUUUAUGUGUA
Musa acuminata subsp. malaccensis (wild Malaysian banana) is the source of this 1446-nucleotide messenger RNA. The record is from RefSeq and is a predicted model, not a curated record. Lineage: Eukaryota; Viridiplantae; Streptophyta; Magnoliopsida; Zingiberales; Musaceae.